CCACACGUGUCGUUCCACUGCUUUCUUCCUUAUUUCAUUGCUCUUCGUCCGCGCGUCAUCUUUACCUCACGAUUUCAGUCUUUUUCUUCUCCAGCGAUUUAUCCAGAACUAUUUUAACUCUCAUUCGCUCACUCAUUACGACUACUCCUCUGCAACGAGGUUUCACGGCGCUUGUAUAACUCAUGGCUGCCACCCAGCAGUUACCGUCAUGGAUGACACUGGCAACUAUCGUGUACACCAAUGCCGCAGGGCAAACUGUAACGACCGAGACCACACUUCAACUUCCCCUCACAUAUUACGGUCCAAGUAUCCCCUUGGGCAGUGAUGGUGCUUGGACUUACGGUGGUCUCACCACGCCAGCACCUUCAACCUCAUCUCUGCCGAUCACAUCCACUACAAUCUCCUUCACUCCCACUUCCUCCACCCCUACCUCCUCUGCGACACCCACUUCGUCAUCAUCGUCCUUUAAAUCUUCAUCUUCAUCAUCUACCUCUACAUCCUCAUCUACCUCUGCCACAUCAACCCCGUAUUCGAAUGCCACAACCCUAUCUAAAGGCGCUCUCAUUGGUAUCAUAAUUGGUGCCAUUGCUUUGUUCGUCGUCUUGCUGCUGCUUUUUAUCUGGUUCGUCCGCUGGAAUUCCCGCAGACGAGAUUCCAGAGCUAUCACGCCUAUAUGGACCGGAUGGAAUGUCCUUACACCCGAUCCAACCGGGGACGAGGAGAGCCGUCCGGCUGGUGUGGGUUCUCCUCGGGACAGCGGUGACGAAGCAAGUUCUUUCCUCCGCCAAAGCACCAGUGCUCCGGAUGUUGCACGCCGUUCACGACCAGUAUCUUCACUUCCGCCCGGUGCCGCACCACCCCAUAACAUGGGAAGCACCGGCUCAGACAGAACAAGAUCCUCCCAAGCUUCGACAGACUAUGGUGUCGUGGUGCCUGGCUCAGGCCACUUUGGACAGGCGUACAAUGGGGAUGGCUUCCCUGCGCGUUUCAGCAGGGAAAUGGCAGGGUACAUCAUGGCUCCUGGUGAGCUUCUCUGCAUUGAAGAUGAGGAAGAGCCAGAAGAAAUACUCCCACCGCGCAUGUACAGUCCAAGCCAUCCCUCUCUGCCCGACCACAUCACGCCUCUGCUCCCGCCCCCGCCUUUCGAGGGAGCUGCUACCCGCAAACCUUCCGAUCGGUCCCUGCUUAACGAAAAGGAAAAGUCCGUCCGCAGUGCAUCUUACCCAACGAGCGAGUUCGAGGACUCAAAGGUCUUCACCGCCCGUCGCGUACGCGUCCAGGAGCUCGGUCCGCGCAGCCCGCAAGAUGAUGACUCCACAAAUACCGAGCCUGUUCCAGGGCCCAGCAGCUGGCGCAACUCUGUCUCCCGUCUGCGAAGGAGCUGGUUUGGGUCCUCGUCAUCUCGUAGCGCAUCAAGACCCAGCUCGCGGAAGUCUGAUAAAGACGCUGAGGCAGCGCAAUCGUUGCUCGGCCGCAGACUCGGUGUAGCGCCUGCAGGGGAACGUCCAAUGUCGGGCGUGAGCGCUAAGAGCGCAGUAUCCGGGAACACGGUGUACCAUGACGCAGUCUCUCGUAUAGGUACCCCUGUUUCGCUUCCUUCCAGAGCAAUCACCCCUGGGAGUCAGAGGGGAAGCGCCGCGUUUCCAUUGGAUUUUGCACCGCCUGUGCUGAGUGGAGCACCCCCGGCAUAUGAUGAUCCAUACGAUUUGAUAGGCAGUCGGAAUUCCAGCCCAUUGUCCCCCACGGGUGUAGAUGUUCUUGAUAUACCAGCUCCAGCUCCCUUCUCAUCUGCUUCGAGGGGAACGCCUUUGCCGCCUGGUCUUGUGCCAUUGUCCAGUCGUCGUGCUUGGAGAGACUCGUUGUCCGUUAUUACGGGCUCCUCAAACGAUGCUGGUAUCACAAUUGAUGUUCUUGAUGCCGAGCCACCGCGAGCAGGUGAUGGCUGGAAGAGCUUAGCUGGCGGCAGUUUCCUUGGUGGUAGUGCAGGACCUGACCCAAAUGAGGGGAGAACGACGUUCGGAAUCCCCCAACUCAUCCAUCAAGGAAAUCCCAUGGUCUCUGAGCGAGGGUCUCUGCACUCGAUGCGGUCGCAUCUAAGCCCCUACUCUGCCCGCUCAUCUUCAGGCUCGGCACCUGCAUCCUCCGCACGCGUUUUCAAUCUCUCGGGAUCCAAUUCUUCUCGUCCUUCUGCAAAUUCCGCCCAAUCACGCAUAGCGACCACGUCGUCUGGAUCCCUGAACUCCAGUCGGCCGCUUGGUCCCAUCUCGCCAUCUGUGAGCGCGUUUGGCAUGUCCCACAUUGAGGAGUAUGAGGACCCGUAUGCGGAGCCAGGCAGCCGCACAUCAUUCCUUGGUCCGAUGCCCUCAUUCACUUCUCAUUCAGUACUCUCCCAACCAACGAUCCGUAGUGUGGGUGCCACGACAAUUACGAGCGAUGAUACGGAGGUGACGAGAACGACUAUCACUUCGGGCUCUGACGACAUGACGAGCACGCCUUUGCCAUGGUUUCAAGAACCAUUGAGGGCCGAAAUUUGAGGACUCGAGGUUAUAGUACGCUUAGAUGUUUUCUUUUCCCAGUGCUGGGAGUAGAGCUAUUCUAUUGAUGCAUAUUGAACGCUUUUUUGGGCACUCAUCUUCACGAUCUAUCUAUUUUGCUUCAUCAUACAUUCUGCGACACCUCUCUGAACUUUGCGAUACCUUCCGUACUUAUCUUCCAUGCUCGCUACGAGGACAGCUCCUUACUUACGACUGAUGAUGAUGAUCUCUUGAAUACAAUCCUCGUAUGAUCUUGAGUGAAUAAUGUUAACGACAUAGCAAUGGAAUGGACUUGCUACUGUAGUAUGGAGAAGAAUGGCUGGGACAAAAGCAGUAGUCGAUAGC
Molecule: messenger RNA, 2879 nt
Organism: Suillus paluster
Lineage: Eukaryota; Fungi; Basidiomycota; Agaricomycetes; Boletales; Suillaceae
Exons: 4
Coding region: 183-2534 (783 amino acids)
Source: RefSeq, a predicted model, not a curated record